AUGGGAGCACAGAUUUCUAAUAGUUUAAACCCAGGCCCAUAUUGUUUUAGAGUUCAUGGGCAAAUUUAUCACCGAACAUCUCAUUUAUAUCCUUCCACUGGGAUGCCUCCUAAAUUUGCACAACUAUAUGUCCUUGAGACCACCCAGGCUGUUAAUGGCAGGUUACACAUGAAAGAAAAUUCUGGUUGCAAUGAGGAUCUCUUAAAAAGAUUAGAUAUUUUAAUAAGACAGAAUAACCCAUUUUCUAUUAGUUUUAAAACCUUGGGAGAAAUUGAGAAAGAAGAAAAAAAUAGGGCUAUUCAAGAAAAUCGUCCAGUUCAAAAAAUCAAUAUGAUUUUUUGUGCAGAUCGCUCAAGUGACAAGCGAAGAUAUAACAUUCCUAAUAUAGAUGAAGUAGCUAUGAUUUUUACAAAUGAUGAUGGUGAACCCCCAUUUAAACGGGAUAUCAAGGUCUAUCCUCGAGUUGAUGGUAGUGAUCUGAUAAAUAUAAAUAUAUUAAGCCCUAAUUUUGAUCCAAUGGUAUAUCCUCUAUUAUUUCCUUUUGGUGACCCUGGUUGGAAACCAGAUUUAAAGGGUGAAGAUACAGGGCGUACAAGGACAAAUAUCUUACUACUACAGUUGAGGCGAAUAUUAAAUUUUAUUAGACAAAAUCAGCCAAAAUUACGAGUAGAUGAAUAUUCUGGAUUAAUGGACUACUUGGAAACAAAGUCAAACAAUAUAAUUCCCGGCAAAGCAGUAAUAUUACCAUCAUCUUUUCAAGGUUCUCAAAGAAAUAUACGAGAACGCUAUCACGAUGCAAUGGCCAUUGUGCUCAAAUUUGGCAAACCUGAUUUGUUUAUUACUUUUACAUGCAAUCCUAAUUGGCGUGAAAUUAAGGAAAAUCUAUUUCCCGGGCAAAGUCCUACAGAUAGACCAGAUUUAAUAGCCCGUGUUUUUAAAUUGAAAUUAAAUGAAUUAUUCAAAAUUGAAACAUCUCAAGCUAUAGAUAAAUUUGUUUGUGCCGAAAUGCCAGAUAAAAUUCUCGAUCCUAAACCUUUUCAGAUUGUUACCCAUUUUAUGAUACAUGGUCCUUGCGGGAUAUUUAACCCCAAAUCGCCUUGCAUGGAAAAUGGCAUAUGUACCAAAAAAUUUCCGAAGAAUUUUCAAAUGGAAACAAGACCAAAUAUUGAUGGGUAUCCAUAUUAUAAAAGGCGAGAUAAUGGUAUUACAAUUCUUUCCGGUAAACCUACGGAUAAUCGUUAUGGCUAUGACUGUACUAAUGUUGACAUUAAUGUUGCUUCAAAUAUAAAUAUUCAUGACGAAAUUAAAUCACAUUUAAAUGCGCGAUAUGUGAGUGCAAUAAUCUCCAUGACCGCUCGCACGCUGUUAUUCGCUUAG
This is a messenger RNA of Gordionus sp. m RMFG-2023, 1377 nucleotides long. RefSeq lists its product as uncharacterized. Lineage: Eukaryota; Metazoa; Nematomorpha; Gordioida; Chordodea; Parachordodidae. Bases 1 to 1377 code for a protein of 458 amino acids. The record is from RefSeq and is a predicted model, not a curated record. The transcript has 4 exons.